UUAAAUGUUAAUGGUGCCUUGGAGUGCCUUUGAGUUUAUAAAUUAUAAUAAAUAAAUACACAAUAAUACCUCUUAUUAUAAAUUAUUAAAAAAAUAUUUUGAUUGUUAAUCGAGUACACUUGCAUUUGCCAAUAAAUCACAUAAUAAUUGGUCUUUACAGUACCUAUCUAUAUAUCUAUAUUUAUUUAUUUAUUUAUUUGUAAAAUUAAUUCCACAACAACAACAACAACAAAUUUAUCAUUGUAUUUAUUUAUAAACUUAUCUAUAUUUAUUUAUAAAAUCAAAAUUUAUUGUUAAAUUUAUCUACAAAAAAACAAUAAAACUGAUUGAUUGAUUUGAUCAGUCAGCCAACAAACAAUAACGUCUCAACAAUUGGAGUAUAAUUGUUUAUUGAUAUUAUUAAACAAUAAAUAUACUAAAAAUGGCCAAAGUACAAUUGGCAAAUGUUGCAGUUUUAGAUAAUCCAUCACCAUUUCGUAAUCCAUUUCAAUUUGAGGUAACCUUUGAGUGUAUUGAAGAAUUGAAAGAAGAUUUAGAAUGGAAAAUGAUAUACGUUGGUAGUGCUGAAUCUGAAGAAUUUGAUCAAGUUCUUGAUACAAUUUAUGUUGGGCCAAUUCCCGAAGGCAGACACAUGUUUGUCUUUCAGGCUGAUCCACCAGAUGUUAGUCGUAUACCAAUAAAUGAUGCACUUGGUGUAACAGUUGUGUUGUUAACUUGCUCAUACAGAGGACAUGAAUUUGUCAGAGUUGGUUAUUUUAUAAAUAAUGAAUAUACUGAUCCUGAGCUUCGUGAAAAUCCACCAACUCAACCACAAUUUGAUAAAGUUCAACGUAAUAUACUUGGUGACAAACCACGAGUAACACGUUUUAAAAUUAAUUGGGAUGAUGGUGUUGGUUCAUCAACAUCAAAUGGCAAUCAGGAUAAUACCAUGGAGGAAGAUCAAAAUACAACACACGAAGAAAGUAAUCAAGAUAUUGCUUCAUCUUCACUUGGUUUUACUGAAAAUACACAAAAUAGCAUGGAAGUCAUGUGAUUCAUCAUUUAAUAUAUAUAAAUAUUUUUUUUUUUUUUUCUUUCUUUCAUAUUUAAUAUUUUGCCAACACACAGACACUCCAUUUUACAAUAAAAUCAUCAUUUACAUGUGUGUGUGUGUGUGUGUGUGUGUGAAAAUAAUUAUAUUAAUAUAAAAUAAAUUUUCUUUUCCAUUUUCAUAAUGUUUAUAAAUAUAAUCAUAAUCAUAAUAAUAAUGAUAAUAAAAAAAAAAUAUUUUUCUGACAGUUGUUGUUACUAUUAUUAUUAUUAUUAUUACAGCGUGUACAUACACAAGAA
This is a messenger RNA of Aphidius gifuensis, 1329 nucleotides long. RefSeq names its product histone chaperone asf1 (gene asf1). The transcript is spliced from 3 exons. Gene Ontology annotation, molecular function: histone binding. Gene Ontology annotation, biological process: DNA replication-dependent chromatin assembly. Gene Ontology annotation, cellular component: nucleus. Bases 422 to 1033 code for a protein of 203 amino acids. NCBI's taxonomy places the organism in Eukaryota, Metazoa, Arthropoda, Insecta, Hymenoptera, Braconidae. The record is from RefSeq and is a predicted model, not a curated record.